Messenger RNA from Sphaerulina musiva SO2202, 1400 nucleotides. Its product is annotated as peptidyl-prolyl cis-trans isomerase 1. The transcript has a single exon. The record is from RefSeq and is a predicted model, not a curated record. The coding region runs from base 75 to 1193 and encodes 372 amino acids. Gene Ontology annotation, biological process: protein peptidyl-prolyl isomerization; protein folding. Gene Ontology annotation, molecular function: protein binding; peptidyl-prolyl cis-trans isomerase activity. Lineage: Eukaryota; Fungi; Ascomycota; Dothideomycetes; Mycosphaerellales; Mycosphaerellaceae. Gene Ontology annotation, cellular component: intracellular membrane-bounded organelle.
CCGAAUCACCAGCCCACUCCCACUCCCACCCCACAAAACUGCCUCAUCUGCAUCCACCACCACCACUACCCACCAUGGCUCCACGUCCCAAGGUCUUCUUUGACAUCUCAAUUGGCGGUAAGCCCGCUGGCAAGGUCGUCUUCGAACUAUACAACGAUAUUGUGCCCAAGACUGCCGAGAAUUUCCGUGCGCUGUGCACAGGCGAAAAGGGCAAAAGUGCAAAGUCUCAAGCUCCGCUUCAUUACAAAGGCUCGGGCUUUCAUCGUGUCAUCAAGAGCUUCAUGAUUCAAGGUGGUGACUUCACUGCUCAUAAUGGAACGGGAGGCGAGAGUAUCUAUGGCGAGAAGUUUGACGACGAGAACUUCCAGCUCAAGCACGAGAAGCCAUUCCUGCUGAGCAUGGCGAAUGCUGGACCGGGCACCAAUGGCAGCCAGUUCUUCGUGACGACUGUGCCAACGCCGCACUUGGAUGGAAAGCACGUCGUGUUCGGAGAGGUCAUUGCAGGCAAGAGCGUUGUUCGUGCUGUCGAGGAGACUCCUGUGGGACCGAACGACAAGCCCGAGAACGCAGUCAAUAUUGACGACUGUGGUGAGCUGCCAGAGGGUACGAACGUCGAUGAGCUCACACGAAAGGCCCCAGACAGCACUGGUGAUACCUACGAGGACUACCCAGCAGACCAGCCCAAAGAAGGCGAGGACUGGAAUGGGACAGAGAUCGUGAAGAUUGUGACAGACUUGAAGGAGAUGGGAAACAAGGCAUUCAAGAGCGGUGAACUCGAAUUGGCAUUAUCAAAAUAUGAGAAGGCUCUCAAGUACCUGCACGAGUACCCAGCGCCCCUCGAUAACGAUCCACCCGAGCUCGGUUCACAACUAGCGAAGUUGAAGAUUUCGCUACACACCAAUAGUUCGUUGAUGUCAUUUAAACUGGGGAGAUAUAGAGCAUCGUACGAAUCUGCAGACAAGGCCGCAGUCGUGGUGCCAAUCUCGGAUUCAGAAAAGGCCAAGACACUCUUCCGGAAGGGCGUGGCAUUAAAGGCAUGCAAGGAUGAAGAGGGCGCUCAACAGUUCCUCGAAGAAGCAGCACAGCUGGCGCCUGACGACCAGGCCAUCAAGAAUGAACUGGUAGCUGUCAAGAAGGCGGCUGCUGACCGCAAGGCCAAGGAGCGCAAAGCCUUCAGCAAAGCCUUCGCGUAGAUGUUCCCCUCUUUCCAGCAGCACACAGCAAUCACGCCUGUACUGACGCCAUACGCACUGGGUGCAUUUGGCUCUCAGGCAACAGCAUGUCGGCUGAGAGAACCCGGGACAUGCAAUUGACGAGCGUUCAAGCGUAACGUCAAUACGACAGACAAAAUGAGCGAUAGACUACCUCCUAGACGAAAUAAUGAAAAUAGUUACGACCAU